AGAGCAUGGAGACCGCUGCCGCCGGCUCCGCCGGGCUGGCCGCCGAGGUCCGAGGCAGCGGCACGGUGGACUUCGGGCCGGGGCUGUCGGCCAUGGAGGCGGGCGGCGGCGACCCGGGCCCCGAGGCGGAGGACUUCGAGUGCAGCUCGCACUGCUCGGAGCUGUCGUGGCGCCAGAACGAGCAGCGGCGCCAGGGCCUCUUCUGCGACAUCACGCUGUGCUUCGGCGGCGCGGGCGGCCGCGAGUUCCGCGCCCACCGCUCCGUGCUGGCGGCCGCCACCGAGUACUUCACGCCGCUGCUCUCCGGCCAGUUCUCGGAGUCGCGCUCGGGCCGCGUGGAGAUGCGCAAGUGGAGCUCGGAGCCGGGGCCGGAGCCCGACACGGUGGAGGCGGUGAUCGAGUACAUGUACACCGGGCGCAUCCGCGUCAGCACGGGCAGCGUGCACGAGGUGCUGGAGCUGGCGGACAGGUUCCUGUUAAUCCGUUUAAAAGAAUUCUGUGGUGAGUUUCUCAAGAAGAAGCUGCACCUCUCCAACUGCGUGGCCAUCCACAGCCUGGCGCACAUGUACACCCUGAGCCAGCUGGCCCUGAAGGCCGCCGACAUGAUCCGCAGGAACUUCUGCAAGGUCAUCCAGGACGAGGAGUUCUAUACGCUGCCCUUCCACCUCAUCCGGGACUGGCUGUCGGACCUGGAGAUCACGGUGGACUCCGAGGAGGUGCUCUUCGAGACUGUGCUCAAGUGGGUGCAGCGCAACGCGGAGGAGCGGGAGCGCUACUUCGAGGAGCUGUUCAAGCUGCUGCGGCUGUCGCAGAUGAAGCCCACCUACCUCACUCGGCACGUCAAGCCCGAGCGGCUGGUGGCCAGCAACGAGGUGUGCGUGAAGCUGGUGGCCGAGGCCGUGGAGCGCCACGCGCUGCGGGCCGAGAACCUGCAGACCGGUGCGCUGCAUCCUCCGGCGGCGCCCCCGUCCCUGCUGCCGCGCUACGGGCAGAACAUGGACGUGAUCAUGGUCAUCGGGGGCGUGUCGGAGGGCGGGGACUACCUGAGCGAGUGCGUGGGCUACUUUGUAGAUGAGGACCGGUGGGUGAACCUGCCCCACAUCCACAACCACCUGGACGGGCAUGCCGUGGCGGUGACCGAGUCCUACGUGUACGUGGCGGGCUCCAUGGAGCCGGGCUUCGCCAAGACCGUGGAGCGCUACAACCCCAGCCUGAACACGUGGGAGCACGUGUGCAGCCUCAUGACCCGGAAGCACUCCUUCGGGCUCACCGAGGUCAGGGGCAAGCUCUACAGCAUCGGCGGCCACGGCAACUUCAGCCCCGGCUUCAAGGACGUGACCGUGUACAACCCCGAGCUGGACAAGUGGCACAACCUGGAGUCUGCACCGAAGAUCCUGCGUGACGUCAAGGCGCUGGCCAUCGAAGACCGCUUCGUGUACCUGGCGGCGCGCACGCCCGUGGACCGGGACGCGGAGGACGGGCUGAGGGCCGUGAUCACCUGCUAUGACACCGAGACGCGGCAGUGGCAGGAUGUGGACUCGCUGCCGCUCAUCGACAACUACUGCUGCUUCCAGAUGUCCGUGGCCAACUCCAACUUCUACCAGACCGCGUCGUGCUGCCCUAAGAGCUACGCGAUGGAGAACGCGGAGGCCGUGCGCAAGCUCGCCAGCCUGCCGUCGGACGAGAUCCUGGAGAGCCUGCCGCCCGAGGUGCUGAGCAUCGAGGGCGCCGCCGUGUGCUACCACCGGGACGACGUCUUCAUCAUCGGGGGCUGGAAGAACAGCGACGACAUCGACAAGCAGUACCGCAAGGAGGCCUACCGCUACUGCGCCGAGCGCAAGCGCUGGCUGCUGCUGCCCCCCAUGCCCCAGCCCCGCUGCCGCGCCGCCGCCUGCCACGUCCGCAUCCCCUACCGCUACCUGCACGGCACGCAGAGGUACCCCAUGCCCCAGAACCUCAUGUGGCAGAAGGACCGCAUCCGGCAGAUGCAGGAGAUCCACCGGCACGCGCUGAACAUGCGCCGGGCGCCCAGCUCCCAGAUCGAGUGCUGAGUGUGCCGGCCGCCCGCGCAGCGGCCGCCCGGAGAGGGAAGUGUGCGCUCCCCCCCUUUGCCAGGACCGACCGGCACGCUGCGGAAGGGAAGGGCUGUGUGGUUGGACUGAGGUGUGGGAAGGGUGAGUGCGUGGUGGUUGUUAGCUUGUGACCUUUAUCCGUCUUCAGUGUGUGUGUCCGUGUGCGUGCGUGUGUGCG
Molecule: messenger RNA, 2250 nt
Organism: Chinchilla lanigera (long-tailed chinchilla)
Lineage: Eukaryota; Metazoa; Chordata; Mammalia; Rodentia; Chinchillidae
Gene: Klhl11
Product: kelch-like family member 11
Molecular function (GO): protein binding
Source: RefSeq, a predicted model, not a curated record